Grus americana (Whooping crane) is the source of this 3594-nucleotide messenger RNA. RefSeq lists its product as uncharacterized. The transcript has 15 exons. Bases 445 to 3153 code for a protein of 902 amino acids. The record is from RefSeq and is a predicted model, not a curated record. NCBI's taxonomy places the organism in Eukaryota, Metazoa, Chordata, Aves, Gruiformes, Gruidae. Gene Ontology annotation, molecular function: protein binding.
GCGAGGGUUGUCCUGAGGUAGUCUCUGCUUGACUUUACCAUGUGAGUAUGGAAGCUACAUCUUCCUGCAAACCCUCAGUCACGAACCAGCACAGCUCACAAGUCCUUCUGGACCACCAAGAUCUGUGCUGGGAGAAGAGGCAACCCAGCUGUCACAGCUAGUAGCUGCUUCUGCCAGAAAACUCUGGUUGCCAGACAAGAGUUCAGAGAGCAGCAAGAUUGCAAAAGGGGCGUGAAGCUGCCCUAGUGCACAGAAGAGAAGAAUGAAAGCGGCGCUGACGCUGGCGGAGGUUCCCUCUCCAAUGAGGAAGCCUCUUGCACUAUAUAUGAUUUCUCUGCGUGGCUGUUUCCUUUUUGUGCUUGCACCUCUUGCAAUCAGAUGGGUAUGCUGUGAGGCAGCCAGCGAGGUGAAACCUCAGUCCUCCCCUGGGAGCGUUAAGUACACAUGGCCCUACGAUGGAUAUUUCUCCUGCUCCUCAUGCCUCUGCUGGCAGCACAGGAGCUGCAAGACACAGACCCCAAUAUCUCCGGAGAACCCCAAGAAACAGAAACGUGCAAAAGGCCCCAGUGGGACUCAAGACUCCAGCUGGCACCAGACAAGGAGAAGUACAAGAACAACAAAAAAGUGAUGCUGCGCUGCCCUGCGGGUUUCCAGCCAUCCUUCACCCACGUCAAAUGUGCGAGGGAAGUCCAGUCCGUCAGUCAUCGGAAACCUGUAUACAGAGAAGUUUGGUUCGGAGGGGACAGUGGAGGUGACUGGACCCGCAUUCAGUCCAGCGUGGAGUGCAUCGAAACGUGCAAAAGGCCGCAGUGGGACUCAAGACUCCAGCUGGCACCAGACAAGGAGAAGUACAAGAUGAACGAAGAAGUGAUGCUGAGUUGCCCUGCGGGUUUCCAGCCAUCCUUCACCCACAUCAAAUGUGCGAGGGAAGUCCAGUCCAUCAGUCAUCGGAAACCUGCAUACAGAAAAGUUUGGUUCGGAGGGGACAGUGGAGGUGACUGGACCCGCAUUCAGUCCAGCGUGGAGUGCAUCGAAACGUGCAAAAGGCCGCAGUGGGACUCACGACUCCAGCUGGUACCAGACAAGGAGAAGUACAAGAAGAACGAAGAAGUGAUGCUGAGCUGCCCUGCAGGUUUCCAGCCAUCCUUCACCCACAUCAAAUGUUUGGGGGAAGACCAGCCCAUUACCAGCUGGAAUCCUGUCUACACAGACCCAUGGGUAGGAAGGGACAGUGGAGGUGACUGGACCCGCAUUCAGUCCAGCGUGGAGUGCAUCGAAACGUGCAAAAGGCCGCAGUGGGACUCAAGACUCCAGCUGGCACCAGACAAGGAGAAGUACAAGAUGAACGAAGAAGUGAUGCUGAGUUGCCCUGCGGGUUUCCAGCCAUCCUUCACCCACGUCAAAUGUGCGAGGGAAGUCCAGUCCAUCAGUCAUCGGAAACCUGCAUACAGAAAAGUUUGGUUCGGAGGGGACAGUGGAGGUGACUGGACCCGCAUUCAGUCCAGCGUGGAGUGCAUCGAAACGUGCAAAAGGCCGCAGUGGGACUCAAGACUCCAGCUGGUACCAGACAAGGAGAAGUACAAGAAGAACGAAGAAGUGAUGCUGAGCUGCCCUGCAGGUUUCCAGCCAUCCUUCACCCACAUCAAAUGUUUGGGGGAAGACCAGCCCAUUACCAGCUGGAAUCCUGUCUACACAGACCCAUGGGUAGGAAGGGACAGUGGAGGUGACUGGACCCGCAUUCAGUCCAGCGUGGAGUGCAUCGAAACGUGCAAAAGGCCGCAGUGGGACUCAAGACUCCAGCUGGCACCAGACAAGGAGAAGUACAAGAUGAACGAAGAAGUGAUGCUGAGUUGCCCUGCGGGUUUCCAGCCAUCCUUCACCCACGUCAAAUGUGUGAGGGAAGUCCAGUCCAUCAGUCAUGGGAAACCUGUAUACAGAGAAGUUUGGUUCGGAGGGGACAGUGGAGGUGACUGGACCCGCAUUCAGUCCAGCGUGGAGUGCAUCGGGAAAUGCCAGAAGCCCCAGUGGGACGCCAGGUUUAUCUUUGACCCAGAUCGAGGGCUCUACACCCCAAAUGAGGUGGUGAAGAUGAGAUGCGCUGAAGGGUACUGGUCGUCUGCUGUGGAGAUCACCUGCGUGAAGCUGUACCCACGUCAAGGCUCCUCCAUUUCUCACAGUGGCUGGAUUGUGAGGAAAGACACGGGCCACUGGCACCGUAUAGAGGGGAAUAUGACCUGUGCGGAGGUCCUCCAGGUUGUCCCCGGGACCUUGGAGAUUUCCAGCACCAGCAUCAAACUGAACUGGACCUGCAGGCUCCCUGACGUCUGCCAGCACAUGCGGGCCACGUGCCGCCUGGCAGUGCCUUCCUCCCCUCCCUGUGAGGCUGAGGAGAUGAAGGGAGAGGAGAUGCUACAUGGCGGGGAGGGAACAUUUACUUGUCCCCCUCUGCAGCCCUUCACUGUCUACCGUUUCACCAUCUCCCUGCCCCCCAACAAGGUCCUGUACACACAGCUCAUCACGACAAAGGAAUCAGUGCCGGACAAACCGGAGAAGCUGUGGCUGGAUCCCAGCACGGGGUCCAUCAAGUGGCAGCCACUGCCCUCCUGCAAAGGGAAGAUCAUUGGAUACCAGCUGAACAUCACGGCCAGGAGAGCGCACAAUGGCAGCUUCCUUGAAUUCAAGCAGGUGAUGGUGAACCAGUCUGUCACUCAGUACACACCACCUCAUCAGACACCUGGAAGCAAAUACACCGUGACAGUGCAGGGCCUCACAGCGACUGGUGCCGGGGCUGCAUCAGUGCUGGAAUUUGAAAGCUAUGUCUCAGUUUCAGGGCAGCCUCUGGGUCCGUGGCCUGGGACGGCGGUCGUGGUGGUGGUGGUGCUGUCAGUGCUGGUCCUCCUGUCAGCAGGGAUCCUGUGGUUUGCGUUGUCCAGGAAAAGGAAGGCCUUGCCCAGCAAAGCCGAGGAGGACCAUUACACAGAGCUCCAGCCCUAUGAGAACUUGGAUAAUUACUGUGUGGUCAAGAAGACUCUUCUGGCAGAAGAAGAUGCAGGUAAAGGUGGCCAGGCUGGAGAGCUGUUGCUCCAGCCCCUGUCUGUUCUGGAGGCCUCAGGAGACAGUCAGAGCAGUGCGGGAGAGGAGAAGAUGGAGUGAACGUCCCCGGCUAAGUGCUGAUGGCACUUCCCAUAGCCCUUUCUCAAGGCUUGCGUCUCCACUGCUGGAAGCAGGACCUUAUCUAGCUUGUGCUGGGUUACUGCUUCCCGUCAAAUUUGCUCACUCAUCAAGCUCCAGCAUCCUCUGUCACAGAGCAGAGGCAGCCCAAGGCCUGGGAUGACCUGUUUGUGCCAGCGAGGACGUGUUCUGGUGGUCCUCCAGUACUCUGGCAAAGCUGCCUCACCCGCAUCCUGGUGCCUGCAACUGUCAUCUCAGACCAAAGCAGCUUGCUGGGUUCCAAGCCCUCUUUCCCUGCUCCGUAUUCCCAUAUCCAUCUAGACCCUGGACUCUGCUUGAGGUUGGAUCAACCACGCUGUCCUCGCAGCUGUGCUGCUGUGUCCCAACAACCAAUAAAUUCUUCUGGUUUGCAGGGGGUGCCUG